Messenger RNA from Dentiscutata heterogama, 1070 nucleotides. Lineage: Eukaryota; Fungi; Glomeromycota; Glomeromycetes; Diversisporales; Gigasporaceae. The record is from the annotation of a GenBank genome assembly.
AUAUACUUGACAAAGAAUCAAAUUAUAUGAGGAUAGAAGAAUAUGAAGGUGAAAUUCCUAAAGUCGGGCUUGCAACAGUGCCUAAAACAUAUUUUAAUUCAAUUGAAACAGUUAUUUCACAAUACCUUAUGCCAACAAUGGUUUUUAAGGUUUGUGAGCAAAUGCAAGAAUGUUUCUUUUAUGAUUGUAUUAAAAUCAACCAUACGGAUCUUGAGUCUAUAUUACAGGAACAAGUAAAUAUGGAUUAUGAUGAAGGAAUGCGUGAAGACAACUACGAGCUUAUGAAAGUUCAUUUGGUCAAUAUAGUUGAAAAAGUUGGAUAUGAACAAAUCGUUGAAAUUUGGAAAUUAGUAUUGUCUUGUGGAACUAAAAGACAAUAUAUUAUACUUACAGUAGAUGGUUCACAUAUAUGUACAUGUAAUCUUCUUAUAACACAUGGUUAUCCAUGUCGACAUUUUUAUAAAAUUUUACGUUGUUCAUCUCAAGCUAAAUGGCACAUUGGACUUAUUGCAAGACGAUGCGAUUUUGGAUAUUUGAAAGAGAUUCGCAAUUCAGAUGUUUAUACACCAGUAUUGCAAAAAAUUAAUAGUACACGCCAAAAAUAUAGCUGUGCACAAGGCAUAAUGCGAAAAGUUCUUGAUUUAGCAAUUUCUACUAAUUCGUAUGAUGAAUUAAUAGGCAUUUGUCAAACUUUUAUAUUAAAUAAGCAGCACAUUCAAGAAUCACAGCAAGAAAAAUCAUUACAAGAUAAAUCAUCACGAGAUGAAUCAUCACGAGAUAAAUCACUGCAAGAUGAAUCACCACAAGAUGAAUCACAGCAAAAUGAUGAAUUUAAUAUUGGAAAUCCAAUAAUUACAGCUCGAAGAGGAAGGCCUCCGGGAAGAGCAAAAAGUGCUGUUGAAAUUCAGGAAAAUCAGACAAAAAAACGUCGUUAUCUUCAACUGAUAAAUGUUAAUCAGGUAGUUAAUGAAUCUGAAAAUGUGCACAAUAGAUUAAAAGAAAAGGAUACACGCAAAACAUGUCAAAAUUGUAAGCAAAAGGGACAUAACAGAGCAACAUGUAAAAAUUGA